Durusdinium trenchii is the source of this 339-nucleotide messenger RNA. Lineage: Eukaryota; Dinophyceae; Suessiales; Symbiodiniaceae. The record is from the annotation of a GenBank genome assembly.
AUGUCAACAUCCCGGUCUGGGCGUCCUUGUCCAAACUCGAGGGUGACAAAGUUGAUGCCAUAUUGCAAACAGUGUAUGAAGAAUGGUGAUCCAUCCUUGCGUGCUGUCAAGCAUCCACGCUUUGGAAAGAUCCUCAUUGCCACUCGCGAUUUGCCCAAAGGCUAUUAUGCAGCAUGGUGGGGCAAGCUCUGCCAAAAGAAAAAGAUACCUUACAAGCGCAUGGAGUGGGCUCUAGAAACCAGCAAGGGCAUGGUGGAUGCUGUGCCCUACAAAGGGUCCCUGCUCAAGUACUGUGCUUGCCCAGGUGUGAAAGUGUUGAGUUUGCGGUUUCAGUGCUAG